AUGGAAGGCCUUCAGCUAUUUGACAGCAUGUUGACGGCUCGAGUUAAUCCGACAAAUUUUACUUAUACAACGCUGUUGAGUGCUUGUAGCAGGUUGAGAGAUGGUCUUGCAGGGGAAGCAACUCAUGUUAAAGUAAUUGUUUCCGGGAUUGCACCAGAUUUGCCAUUGUACAAUGCGCUGCUCGACAUGUAUUCUAGUUGUGGUGAUAGUGAAACAGCUUUGAAAGUCUUCGGAAAAAUAAAGGAACCAGAUCUGGUAUCUUGGAAUUCAAUGAUUUCUGAAUAUGCAAACAAUGGAGAUGGAGAGAUAGCGGAAGGUAAGAAAAGUUACCCUAAGUAUGCAACAAAGAACCUUGCCUUGGCUGUAAAGGAACAUGUAGCUUCUGAUGAAGGUGUUUUCGAUUGGAACAACAACAUCACUGCUGUGUCUGUCGGUAUUAUCUUAUGGGACUUGUUGGAAUAUUUAGACGAGGUCCCGAGUGGCUCGGGUGCGAUGGCCGCAGAAGCGAACCAGGUGCGCAGGUGCGACAAUGCACUGUUGGGUGGGAGUCCUCAAAUGCGGAACGAAUUGCGCAGAUGCGGUACUGUGCAUCGCAUAAGCGAACACUGGAGGGCUGAGGCUGUCUUGCAAAUGCGAGCAUUUUUCGCAAAAGAGAAGGUCGAAGAUGCGGAAUCGCUGGGCAGAAUAUAUGUACCGGGCCUUGAAGUGCUGUCAGAAAGGGUACAGAUACUUCGAGGGUUGCAAUUUGUUGUUACAGGUUUGGUUGUUAGAACAACUCCAAAGGGGCAAAUACCGUCAGGAGUUUCCACGAAGGCCGUGGAAUGA
This is a messenger RNA of Nicotiana attenuata, 825 nucleotides long. RefSeq names its product pentatricopeptide repeat-containing protein At3g49740-like. Gene Ontology annotation, molecular function: RNA binding; protein binding. Lineage: Eukaryota; Viridiplantae; Streptophyta; Magnoliopsida; Solanales; Solanaceae. The coding region runs from base 1 to 825 and encodes 274 amino acids. The record is from RefSeq and is a predicted model, not a curated record. Gene Ontology annotation, biological process: RNA modification. The transcript has 5 exons.